AAGUUCUGGGGGCGUGCCCAAGUUCUGGGGGUGUGGCCAAGGCUCCGGGUGGCUGGACUCGAGCUGCGGAAGGGAGGAAGCUUGUCCUUCUUUCGGACCGCAUCGAGUCGUUCGUUCAUCGCUCGCUUAACAAAUAGUUCAUGGGGGCUAAGGACAAGACAGCCUGCAAUCCUUACCCUCGAACAGCUUACAGCCUGGUUGUCUGAGGGAGACAGACAAGAAAUAAAUAAGUAAAGUACGUGAUAGGUGGUGACCGGUUAAGCAGUACAGUUCAAGGGCGGUGUGAAGUCUUCGGAGCGCCCAGAGCCUCAGGUGAUGACGUCCGAGUAACCACCGGGCAGGUGCGGAAAAGAGCCGUGGGGAUGGUUGGGGGAGAGACACCCAGACAUAAGAAGGAUGUGGCUUUCCUCUGACGGAAAGAGAAGCCUGAAGUGUUCUAAUCAGGGAAACACAUAUGAAAAGUGUUUUAACUUUGGAAUGUGGAAAAGAAGCAUUGGUUGCAACAGUAUUUAUAAUGGCAAGAAAAAAAAUACUGGAAAAAACGGCGAAGUGCAGCUCCUUUUCUGCCUCCAGGGGGGUCCAGCCCCCCUUAUCACUCACCUGGACCACAGCAGUCCCUUCCAGCUUGCCUUCCUGGCUGCUGCCCUCACCCCUCAGCGUCUGUCUUCUCUGCAGCGGCCACCAGAGGCCACCUGUGGGCACCUGAGCCAGGCCCCACCCUCCUCUGCCCCCAGUAUUCCAGGGCUCCGCCUCCCUCAGGGUGGCCAUCAUGCCAGGGCAGGCGGUCGAGGAGGGGAUGGAGGGCUGGAGCCCGGCCCCACCGCUGUAUGAGGAGUACCGCCCGCCACCUCUGGAUGCCAUUCGCCUGCCCAGGAAUGCGCUGUACCUGCUGCUGGCAGCGCUCCUGGUGGUGGCUGUGGCCUAUGCCAUUGUGGGCCAUCUCAUUAAGGACCUCGCCCACGACCUAGCUGACUGGGCCUUCGGCCCGAAGCCAGACCAGGAGGACGCCCCCCGGGAGCUGCGCUCGAGCCUGGAGGGCGAGGAUCUGGAGGAGCUGGACCUGCAGCUGGCCCUGGCCUGGCGGGGUGAUGAGGACCCCGGAGGGGGUGGCGACACCGCCCCUGCAGAAGCCCCUGCCCCAGCCCCCCGCCGCCCUUCCAUUGCCUUCAAGGACCCACCUGCUCGAAGCUCCUUCUGGAGGCUGGACUGAGCUGGGCCUUGCCCUCUGGCCCAGGACCGGGUUUGAACCCCUUUGGCAGUUGUAUAGACUGGGCUUGUGCAUGCCCAUCCCUUGCUCCACUGAUCUGCCCCAUCUGGGCAGAAAACGUUCUUUUUCUGGGCCGGCAGUUUCCAGCGGUUGAUCACUGGCGCUUUCCACACUCCUGCUCCCCCCAUAGCCCCAGAGCCUGAUUCCACCCAACCUCCGCCAAGAAGAGUUUUUCAGAGAGAAACAAUGGCAACCGAGUGCUUAGUAUGUCCCUGCUGUUGUGCUCAGUGAGCCGUUUCCACGUAUUAUUUCAUUUAAUCCUCACAGGCCAGGACUUUUCGCCCCCAUGUAACAGCUGGGAGCAUGGAGCCACAAAGCCCAGAAAUGACUUGCUUGGAGCAGAGAGAACUUUUUGCAGAAACAGGCCCGUUCUGCCACCUGCCUUCGAACACAGACGCCCCAAGGCGGGGUUCGGGCCCUGCUCUUCCGACCCUGCUCCGCCCCCACCUCCCACCUCCUCCCCAGCUCUGCUGCUCUGCCCUCUGGAUAUGUUGGUCUCUGGGGGUCCUGACUUCCCAGCUAACCUGAGAACUCCCGCAGGACAGUGCCUGAGGCUUCCUCCCUCCGCUCUGAGCUUGGCACAGGACAGGGCACAUGGUAGGCACGACUCGGGCUGUUGAGAUGGCGCGCUUGGGGCAGCCGCCUGAGCUCCAUCGCUCUACUGGAUGGCCCGUUGCGCAAUGUGGAUAGUCAGACCUCAGGGAGGCAGGAGGCCCCGGCUAUGCAUAGGGGCUCCAUAAAGGUGCGUGCAGUGACACCGGCACCCCCCCAGCCCCCGAGGGCCCUGCGGAGCCCCCCACCCUCCACUGGGUCUUCCUGCCACGUGCCUGGGCCAUGGCUGUCCGGUGGCAGCUGGGGUGGGGCGCUCUUUCUCCUGGGCAAGGCUCCCUAUCUAAUCAGCCAGGGACCAAGGUUGACGGACAGGAGAGCCUGGAGCCUGAGUCAUCCACUACCUGGGCCUCUGGCCGGCCAUCAGGGCGUGGCUGGGUUUGGGGAUGGAUAGUGAGCACGUGGCCCAUCGCUUCUUGUCCCUGUGCUCAUCCCAGUAUUGGCGGUGGGUCCCCAGGGGUCCGGGAGCCAGGACGUGGCAGCAUCAGCCGGUGGUGGGGGAGAUCCGGGUUCAGAUCCCAGCUCCAGCUAUUUAUGCGUGACCUCUGUGCUCCUGGCCUCCUUGGGCUUCUCUGCAAAAUGGAGACAGAAACAUUUUGUGGGGUGUUCAGAGAAGGAGACAUAAUGAUGCCUGGCAGGCCUGAGCCCAGGCCCGUCUCUGCCUGGCCCCUGCAGCACGGAGCCUGGGGAACCUGGAGGCUUGGUCCUGGGGCAGGACACAGGCUGGAGGGGCUGGACUCCCCGCGUUAAUUGUUAUACCAGGUCCAGAGUCUGGCCUCUGGGUCUGGACCGGCCCCGCCCCUAGGCCCGGCUGCCACCAUAUCAGGGGCUGGGCAGGGCCUCACCCAGCCAACCUUGACUGUGCACCGCUGCUGGCUCUUCUGUGACCAUGGAGACCCUGGAGGCCCUUCUCCUGCUCAGCGCCCUGCUCCUGUCACCUGCAGAGGCUCAGCAGGCCUCGCAGUACCGCCCGAAGCCCUGGCUGGUGGGCCUGGCUGCUGUCGUCGGAUUCCUGUUCAUCGUCUUUGUCCUCAUGCUGGUCAACCGUGUCUGGUGCUCCAAAG
Molecule: messenger RNA, 2940 nt
Organism: Ailuropoda melanoleuca (giant panda)
Lineage: Eukaryota; Metazoa; Chordata; Mammalia; Carnivora; Ursidae
Gene: SMIM44
Product: small integral membrane protein 44
Exons: 4
Coding region: 770-1210 (146 amino acids)
Source: RefSeq, a predicted model, not a curated record